AUGAAAAGUGAAACAUUGCGCAUAGCAUGUGACCAAGUGCUGGAUAUUUUUGCUGGUGUGAUUUCUCAACUGCGUAUUUACUUUUUUUGAGCGCAUUUCUUUCAAUAUAUUGAUAAAUUUUAUAUCAUUGUGAUUGAAAUUCAUGGAUGGUAUGAAUAUGGAUCAGGAUUUUAAUGUCUGUCGUAUGACACUUCAAAAUAUUCUGCAAACAAGAGAUCUGUCUCAUCCACUUCAAGUAAAUCAAGUGGGUAAAGAUGACAAAGAUUAUACAGAAAUUUGCCCUGAUGCUUCAGCUGCUUUUUUGGGACCUAACCUGUGGGAUGAAUAUAAAACAGCCUUCAUUGAUUUGGAUAGUGUUUUGGGAAAUAGCCCUGAUAAUGGUAUCCACUCUUUAGAAAAUUUGGAACAUAGUAUAAAUGAAAAUGGACAGCAACAGUUGCAAAUUACAGCUGAAGAAAAUUCAAAUGUUCUUAUGCCAGGUGUGUGCUCUGGUGAGCAAUCUCCUAUGUGUUCUCCUGCUCAAUCUGAUACUAAUUCAAUGCAAAGCUUUUCUGAUGUUCCAGAAAAAAGAUCAAGAUCAAGAUCAUAUUCAAUAGACUGUAAGUUUUCUCCUUCAGAUUUGGCAUUAGCCACACCUCCAGGGCAUAAGCAUUAUGAUCCAGCAUCGACAGUCUUCCCUGAAGAAGAGUUGAAGCCACAGCCAAUUAUUAAAAAAUCUCGCAAAAAUUUUGUACCUGAUAACCUCAAAGAUGAUAAAUAUUGGGCAAGACGCCAUAAGAAUAAUAUAGCUGCCAAAAGGUCACGUGAAGCACGACGUUUGAAGGAGAAUCAGAUUGUACUUAGAGCUUCAUAUCUGGAGAAAGAGAACAACUCGCUUAAGGAAGAUGUUAUUCGUUUACAAGCUGAAAAUGAUAUGUUGAAGGAGAAAAUAAGAAAAUAUGAGUCAUGAACAGUCAUUUCAUUUAAUUGUACAGUAUGCUAUUAACAAGGUAUUAAAUACCUUGUCAGAAAAACUGUGUAUUGCAUAAGGCUUUCACAUGUUUUUGCAUACAUAACAAAUUAGUGAAAUUGCAGAACAAAGAUUUUUUAAGAAAGAUUAGAGAUUUAUGAAUAGUUGCUUAGUAAUAUUUUUAUCACUUGUUUGAUAGUUGCUUAGUAUCAUUGUUAAAAGUUGUAUUCAGAAUUUUAUGAUUGAUUCAACUUUUGUUUUAUUUUAGGCAUUAAUUCUAUGUCAUGUACCAUUGUUUAGUUAUCUUUAAUUGCAUUUUAUGGUGUGUGUAUUCAUUAUGUAAGCAACAACAUUAGUCCAUGAUUUAAGUAAUAUUUUCUUUUGUUCUUUUAUUGAAUAGUAUGUAAAAGAAUUCUCAUUGUCAUUUUAGAGAAAUAAUAUCCAUUAAAUCAUGUUGAAAAUAAAAAUUCAGUGAUCAUAAGAUUUUUAUGCAUAUUAAAUUGUGCAUGACCAAACAAAACAAAUAAGAUAAAAGCUAAUGGAUAAUAUAUACUUUAAUUAAAGAAUAGGACAUAUAAUAUAUAUAAUAUUAUAUGUCCUAUUCUUUAAUUAAAGUUGAAUGCCAAUUACAUCAAUCAAGAUUCAAUCUGGCUUUCAAAUUGUCUUUGUAUGUUAAUUGUUGUUCUAUUUGAAAAAUCCAUAAUGCAUUUUUAUGCAUAAACUUUCCAUGAUAUUUGCAUCUCCCUAAAAAGGUAUUUAUUAUCUAUGAAAAAUUAAGUUUAAAAUUAUUAAAAACAAUUAGAACACCAUUAAUAAUCUUUUUCUCUUCAAUAAACCCAUAACAUAUAUUCAUUGUACUAAUGAAUACAUACCUGUACAGAUUUUUCGUGUUUUUCAUGUUGUGUUUAACUACCAAUUGUAGACUUAAUAAAUAGUGUGAUGUUUUAGUGUUUCCCUCUUGUACAUUAUUUUUGUAACUUGUACAAAUGUAAUGAAUUAGCGUUUUGGGGUAUUUUUUUCUUCUUGCUUGAACAAACUCUUCGCUUAAUUAGUUCUCACUCUUGAUUACUUGCCUUCAUGAAAGAAAUUUCUAUUGCCAUUGUGGUGCUUGUCAUUCCGGCCUUAUGAUGAAACUUGCCAGUUUUCUGAGAAAUUUUAUUUCUACUUUUAAUAAACAUGGAUUCUAGAAAUGUGGAUUAUUUUUAGUAAGUGAUUUAGUAAUUAGUAAUAUUAAUCGGUUAAUAGACACAGCUAGUUCAAAUCUAUAAUGCAGAUUUAGUCAAAUGCAUGUGAAAAGUAAUUUUACCUGUGUUUGACAGAAUUUGAUUGAGUUUUGUUGGAUCUUUCUUAAAAUGGAAUCAUAUUAUACUUGCACAUUUAAUCAUAUAUUAUACUUGCUUAUUUUUAUCAGCUGUCAAUAUCGUAAUACUGUAAUAAGUAUAUAUUUGUGUCCGAAUCUGAAUAAUUAUAUUAAAAUCGAAUGAAAAUAAUACACUGUAUAAAUGAAGGUUAUUGAUCUUCUGAUUUUGGAAACUGUCUUAUCUUUUUCUGUUUGGUGGAUGUUAUAUUGGUUCUAUAUGAUGUAUUGCUGCCUGUUAAAGUGGUUCAAUAUCUGUUAUUUCACCCAUCUUAAUAUUUAUCUUUGUUUUAUGUAUGCCUGCAAUUCUUGGUUUUGAUUUGUGCUAACUUAAGUUAGUACUUUCAAGUUUACUUUUCAUUUUGCUCAGAGGAAUUCUUAAUAUAACUUAAAGUAAUUUUCCUUUUCUUUCCUAGAAUAAAAUGGCUAAUAAUUUCGUGAUUUUGUUGAAGUUCGUUUUUUGUUUGUUUUGCCAUUCUAAAAGUGCUAACUGCUGUGUUUAUAGUGGUCUAUCACUGUAAACAUAUGCCGUUUUCAUUAAAAUUACUUAAUAUAUAAGGGAAAAAGCAUGUUUCUCUUAUCCCCUCUAAAUCUUCUUUGUUACAUUUUCAAGACUGUUUGUUUUUUUGUUAGACUAUUAAAUAUUUGAAAUUUAUAUAUAAUUGUGUUUGGAAUAAGGGAUUUAUUAAGUUUCAUUCUACUUAAAGUGAAACUUCAAUUAUCAAUUGUCUGUAUUUUUAUUUGAAAACUCGGGUGAAUGCAAUCAUUUGCAUUUGUGAUAGAGAAAAGUUAAGUUUGGAAUUUUAUGAGAAAAUUUAAAUUUUAAACUAAUUGUGAUGAUGACAAUGGGACCAUAAGGUUCUUAAUGUAGAUAUCUAGAGAUACGAAAGUAGAGAUGAGGUCUAUUAUAUGCAUAUUAAAAACUACUAUGCUAGCUGAUCACUUCUAAAUUUUGUUUCUGGAAACUUUAUAAAAAGAAAUAUGCACUAAGAAGUCUUUAGAUUUUAGGUGUUGAUUUUUAUCUGAACAGUUUUAUUUCAAGAUAUAAAAGAAUUUUAAGAUCAAGUGCACAUAAAGUUUUUUUUAGAACAGUUUUUCUUGAUUUUUGUUAAGGUAAUUGGUAUUUUAUGCUUUCAAGGCAUUCUUAUUCUCAGGUUGUAUUAUGUAAGCAUAGAUUAGGGAACUUUUCUAUACUUUUUUUUUCUUAUAGAACUAAAUGACUUUUCUGUUGGAAAUUCAUGGAAAUGAUAAUAUAUGCUUAUAUGAUAUGUCCUAUUCUCAGGUCAAAACUUUUGAUAAAAGCUGAAUGAAAUGUCCAUUUUUUGAAGUUUUAUAUGGCAAAAUUGAAUUUUAACUGUAGUGAGGAUAUAAGAUGAAAUUAGCACAGUUUCCAGCUUGAAGUUGAUUCUAUUUUCUGACCAACAAAGAAGCAUAAUUAUUUUUUUAUCAUAAAAAUUUGCCAAAUAGAUUUAUUGUAGUAUUGUUAUAUUUUGCUUCAAUAUCAAAUAUCAAUCUCAUAUAAAGCUCUGUUGAGCUUGUGCUAUUUUUACAUUACACUGCAUGCUGCACAUUCAGCUUGUAUUAAAAUUAUAUAAGAAACUUAGCUGUUAUUAGAAUUUUAUCAAAAGAAGGGUUAUGUUUUUAUAAAUAUUAUUGUUUGCUCAAGUUAUAAUCAAUGGCUGAGAAAAUGCCUUCUGUUGAUUGUAUAUUGAAAGAUAGUUUUCUCAUAUAUGUGCAUUAUAUGAUAAUCUUUUAAUUCACAUAUAGAUUUUUUUAAAAGGCAAAGUAUUUUAACUCAUGUUAUGCUAUGUUCAUCUUUCAAUUUCCCAUUAAUCAGCAUAAGUUAUGGAUGGUCAUUUUCAGUCCUAUUAGUACAAAUUAUAUUUCUUCGUGUUUGUUAUGCAUUUAUUAAUUGUCUUUAUACUUAUAUUCAUUGCAGUUUUAAAUACAGCAAAAAAUUUCUUUUAAAAAGCUGUUUAAUUUUUUGAAAUUCCUUUUAGAGUACGGUUAGUAUUUUUUGUCAAAUAUUUUUUAAAUAUUAUAUUUACUAAAACAUAUCUGUUUCAGGGAACUCUUAUUGAGUUCAUUCUUUCAGAUGCUCUGUAGGAUAUCACUGUAUAUUAUGAGUUUUGAUGCACCUCUUAGUGUACCUUGCAUGAUUUGUUUGUGCAUGACAAGGAGCUUUUGUGAGUUAUAGAAAGUCAUCGUUCUUUGUGAUACAGUGAGUAAUUUUGUAAGCUUAAUAGCUGUUUUGUCUGAAAGUUGUCACAUUUUAGAUUGAUGAAUAUUUACAGUUGAUGUUGUCUUAAAUAUUUAAUGUUGUGAACUGUGCAAAUUUUAUUGUGAAUUCUUCUAGUUGUAAAUGAAAUAUUUUAUAUUGACUUGAGAUUAGAGAUUGUUGAGGAUUUUAUUUCAUUAGAUUGACAUUUUAAAGUAGUUCUAAAAGUUAAAUAUUCUGUUGAAAUUAUGUGUAUAAGUUAUCAAUUUGUUAAUAAAAAUUUAUUCUGA
Argiope bruennichi is the source of this 4814-nucleotide messenger RNA. Its product is annotated as hepatic leukemia factor-like. Gene Ontology annotation, biological process: regulation of transcription by RNA polymerase II. The transcript has 3 exons. Gene Ontology annotation, cellular component: nucleus. Gene Ontology annotation, molecular function: DNA-binding transcription factor activity, RNA polymerase II-specific; RNA polymerase II cis-regulatory region sequence-specific DNA binding. Lineage: Eukaryota; Metazoa; Arthropoda; Arachnida; Araneae; Araneidae. The coding region runs from base 143 to 949 and encodes 268 amino acids. The record is from RefSeq and is a predicted model, not a curated record.